UUGGAUGUGUAAGAGUGGAGAGACUGUGACCUAUCCGGCCUCUCGGAGCUCAGGGAUGCGAUUGCUGUGAAGGGAAUCUGCGCAAGAGUCACCGAUCCUCGGCUAGACAUGGCAAGAAACCGGCAUUUGUUCUUGGUGCUCCUCCUCGCGGCGCUGCUGGCAUGCGCGAGCUUCAUCCAGGUACAUUCCGAGGAUGCCGACGAUCUGGAAGAUCUGGACGCCGAGGACGAGCCGCAGCACAAGGCCGCUGCUCACGAUCUUGCCGAGGAGGGGCCCGAGGAGGAGGAUUAUGGAUCCUGGGAGGACGAGCAGUAUCCAGCCGUGGACGAUAAGGACGUGGUGGUGCUCGGCAGCGGCAACUUCAGCGAUUUCAUCAAGAAGAACAAGUUCGUGAUGGUGGAGUUUUAUGCUCCGUGGUGUGGCCACUGCCAGCAGCUAGCUCCAGAGUACGCCGACGCCGCCACCAAGCUCAAAGGUGAAGUGGCUCUUGCCAAAGUAGACGCUACCGUGGAGCACGACUUGUCCCAGGAGCAUGAGGUGCAAGGAUUUCCAACCAUCUUCUUCUUCGUGGAUGGUGUGAAGCGCUCAUACUCCGGGCACCGGACUGGGGAUGAGAUCAUCAAGUGGAUAAAGAAGAGGACCGGGCCUGCUGUUACAAAUGUGGAUUCUGUUUCUGAUGCCGAGACGAUUCUGGCAGCUGGAAGCCCAAUCGCUGUCGCUUUCUUGAGCAGCUUGGAGGGUGCUGAAGCCGAGGAGUUCGCUGCUGCUGCACGUCAAGACGAUAAUGUGUUGUUCUAUCAAACUACGAAGGCAGAAGUUGCGGAACGAUUUGAACUGAAAACGAAGAAGAGGCCAGCGGUGGUUCUUCUGAAAAAGGAGCACGAGACAACUUCUCACUUUGAUGGCAAGUUCGAGAAAGAUGCAAUCUCACAGUUCGUCUCAACAAAUAAAUUGCCUUUGGUUAUUGUUUUUAGUGGGGAGAAUUCUAGUUUGAUAUUUGACAACCCGAUAAAGAAACAGCUUCUCCUUUUUGCUGGUGGCGAAGAUUUCAAAUCGUUGUAUCCUUCGUAUCAAUCUGCGGCAAAAGCAUUACAAGGAAAGCUUAUUUUUGUUCAUGUUGACACUGCGGGAGAGGAUGCGGCACAGAUCACUGAGUAUUUUGGUAUCACCGCUGAGAAGCCGAAGGUGAUGGGAUUUUCUCCGGACGAGCAACGAAAGUUUAUGUUGGAUAAGGAUAUCAGCACAGAUAACCUCAAGGCUUUUGGUGAGGACUUUCUGGCAGAUAAGCUUCAGCAAUUCUAUAAAUCUGAACCAGUACCAGAGAAGAAUGAUGGAGAUGUAAAAAUCGUCGUGGGUAGCAACUUCGACGAGAUUGUUCUGGACGAGUCCAAGGAUGUCUUGCUGGAGAUUUAUGCUCCGUGGUGCGGGCAUUGUCAAGCACUGGAGCCCAUCUACAACAAGCUCGCAGCUCGGCUCCGAGAAGUCAAAUCUCUGGUGAUUGCCAAGAUGGACGGAACAGCAAACGAACACCAUAGGGCAAAGUCGGAUGGUUUUCCCACGCUCUUGUUUUUUCCCGCUAACAAGAAGAGCUUUGACCCGAUCACAGUGGACGCGGACAGGAGCGUCAAAGCCUUCUACCAGUUCUUGAAGAAGAACGCCGCGAUCCCAUUCACGCUACCAAAAUCCGAGAAGACGAAGUCUCAAGCUCCAGAGGAGGCAGCCGCCCCUCCCAAGAAGGAGGAGGUCAAGGACGAGCUCUAAAAAAAUGAGAGAAGAGAAGAGAUCUCACUGGAGAACGUUUUUUAAGCAAACACGAGGAGAGAAGAAAAAAAAUAUUGGACUGCUGUUCCCAGGA
Molecule: messenger RNA, 1855 nt
Organism: Selaginella moellendorffii
Lineage: Eukaryota; Viridiplantae; Streptophyta; Lycopodiopsida; Selaginellales; Selaginellaceae
Product: protein disulfide isomerase-like 1-4
Exons: 13
Coding region: 109-1761 (550 amino acids)
Biological process (GO): protein folding; response to endoplasmic reticulum stress
Cellular component (GO): endoplasmic reticulum
Molecular function (GO): protein disulfide isomerase activity
Source: RefSeq, a predicted model, not a curated record